CAGCAACAUUGUUUUUGUACUAGCGAUAGCGAUAAAUCAUCCAGCUCCAAAACAAGGAAAUAUACCCGUGCGCACAGUUUCCAAACAGUUGAUACGCGUAAGUCCCAAUGAUUGGGCCAACGGUGCGAUUGCAGGGGCAAAAUGCGCAAAACAUGGGUUAAGCGAGACAACAUUUACUACAAGCCGUUCUACAAGCAGAAGCUGAAGCUCACCCUGAUCGGCGUGAUUGGCAUGGGCAUCCUGUUUUUCGCGUACCAGCUCGUGUACAUCAGUCAGUUGCUACCGCUGGAGACGGCUCCGGCGGGACCGAAAUCUCGCCCAUUAACAGCAAAUAGUAAUGAUAAUCCCAUUGCUUCGCCAGAACUGGUGGGACGGGCGGACGCGGCACGGAACGAUGGUGGUGGUCAGCAUGAGCGGGCCCAUCAGCUGGCCGGACCGGAGCUGGCUUCCGUCAAUGGGACGGCGGCGAUCCGGGCAGGGCCGUUGGGUGACACCAAGUUUGCGUACGUGGAGAAAAUAGGAAGCUACGAGCGAAAGAUCCUCCGUGGCAUCCGAUUGUCGGACCUGGACCGCUACUCGGAGCGACCGCAGCUGGUCGCGUUCCGGUGCCUUGCCUCAGGGCGCGAAAUACCUUGGCAGCGGGUGAACGACGACUACUGCGACUGCCCGGAGGACGGUAGCGACGAGCCGAGCACGAACGCCUGCCAGGAUGGUCGCUUCUACUGCCGCUUCCAAAAGCGCCACAACACGGGCCGCGGCACGGAUCUGUUCGUACCGAGCGCCUGGGUUAACGAUGGCGUUUGCGAUUGCUGUGAUGGUUCCGACGAGUGGCUGACCAGCGCCGCACCAGGCCGGCCCGGCGCGUGUCGGAACGUUUGUAAGACUAAAUACUUUUUGUAAGUCUCCCCGUACCUCCCCCCCCUCAUUACCGUAAUGCCACUGUUAGACGGGUGUCGCUUUCGCGCACCGUGAAGGGUAGUUAUUUUUCCAAGAGCCACAGAGAGAGUGAUGGUCGACAUUCUGCGGCCGACAAACUUUCAAACAACAAACCGAAGCAACCGAUGAGAGCUGCAUCCAUCUGAUAGCAUCACACCAUGCCCCCCCUUCCCCCCGCAGCAGUUCACUUACCUAUUCCAUAUCUACGCUAUACUUCUUGUAGAAGAGUUUUUUAGUAUCAGCAGAACAACUUUUGUACAGCAGAGAGAAAAUAGACAUCGAUUACAUAUUGUUAUAGCGUUCUAUGCGACUCGUAAGGUUCCACUCGUACUAUCUUCUCGAACAACUUUAGAAAAAUAAAUUUAAGAGAUUGUGGUACCGAAAGUUUAACGCGCGCGUACAGCCCCGACGUUCCCCCUUCACCGUUUGCUAGAAAUAUUGAGAAUCGGAACGGCUCGGUGAUGCAGUGUACAUACACUCUACAAUGCAAACAUUCCCGAAUCCCCCGGUUUCGGAGCAAGAAGAGAACAUUGUUUUUGUGCGUAUUUUUCAAUAAAUAUAACAUUUAUUACAACAAGAAUUAAGAAGUUUUUGGUUUGCCACAUAAUUAAAUAUACGUUUGCUUCGCCUAGCCUAACCGACAAUGCCCAGUGUGUUGGUGUGUUUGUGUGUGUGUCCGUGUACGUGUGUGUGUGCGGAUGUGUAUGUGUGAUUGUUUGUAUGUUUUUUUUGCACAUUUUGUGGUAUCAUCCAAGCGAGAGGAGAGCUUCGCUGUGUAUGUGUGUAUUUUAGGCGAAAGUUUUCUGAUCGGUUUCGAGCCACCGAUCGAAACCCAACUUGGACCUUCUUCUCGUUUUUGUUUCCUUUACUUGCUAGCUUAGUUCCGUUGACCACUCGCCAAACUUACUGAUUUCAAUUUUUUUUUUUUUAUGUUUUAUGUACUAAAUUUGCCCAACGAGUUGUCCUUAUUCGGUUGCGCUGUGGUUGUUUGCCCAAUUAACGGCUGUUUUUCGUCCUUAUGAAAUUGACCCUUCUGUUGGCCCUGUGUUGAAUCCCGUUUUGCUGGGUUCUAAGAUUAAUUUAAUCCUCCAUGUAUCUGCUCCCCGGUUUCAGCCUCCUUUUGGCGGCCAUUUUUCCAAUCGAGUAAUUUCGUUACGUACCGGAUGGGGUUCUGGUUGGUUGGAAUUUUCGUUUCAAAUGUGACUGCCUGUUGUAACCGAACGGAACGAAAGAUUGACUGUAUUCGGUAUACAGGCUUCAAUGCCGGAAAGGGGCCCGAAAUGAUGGCGAUAAGCACGAGACGCAUCCAAGAAAUUAGCUCGAAACAGUUACUUUACGGCGGAUCGGGUGGUUUUUUGCUGUGUGGUG
Messenger RNA from Anopheles coustani, 2304 nucleotides. RefSeq lists its product as uncharacterized. The coding region runs from base 142 to 900 and encodes 252 amino acids. Gene Ontology annotation, biological process: N-glycan processing. Gene Ontology annotation, cellular component: glucosidase II complex. The record is from RefSeq and is a predicted model, not a curated record. Gene Ontology annotation, molecular function: protein binding. NCBI's taxonomy places the organism in Eukaryota, Metazoa, Arthropoda, Insecta, Diptera, Culicidae. The transcript is spliced from 2 exons.